AUGAACAAGAUGAUCAAGCGCCAGGACAUCGUGCCGCCGUGGAUCGAGAAGCAGCAGGAGCUGGCGAAAGCGCUGCGCACGUUCAGGGCGAGGUUGCGCAACGACUGGAGGAGGCAUGCGGCGAGGUCGAUUGCGGGCAUGGGCGGGUCUCUGGAAAGGCAGGCCGCGAGGGCAGAGGGGUAUGCAGCCGUCGAGGCGCGGAGGAAUCCGGGGCGUGGAAAGGUGGGCAAGACGGCGGUUCCGGCGAGCGAGGCUGGGGAUCCGGUCAUGGCCAAGAUGCGCAAGGAGCUGGGCGACGAGGUGAUACAGGAGGCUCUGGGAGAAGGUUCAGCACCGAGCCGCGCCAGCGCCGUGGACUCGGAGGCGCCACACCCUUUCCGGGACCCGGCCUGGGAGGCUGCGGAGAAAGCUUAUAUGGAGCUCGCGGUGAGCAACCUUAACAGCAUCACGCGCUCUUACAACCUUAUGGCCCCGGACCUGGCAAAGAAGCCAUACUUUAUGCUGCAGCGCGAGCUGGACGCCUGCCUUGCUGAUGUUGCGCCAUUGUUGGCCGACACGAUCGGGGAACGCGCGAGGCGCCCGCAGAGGUCGCUCCUGGACGGGGCCGCAGGCGGUGCUCAGAAGGGCGUCCUGGCCAGGCUUGGUGGGGAGGGGUGGGUGAGCAAGGCCAAAGUGUACGACUCCAAGGCGCCGCACUAUGGGUUCAAGGAGAUGUGGCGGGAUUUCUUUGCCAAAUGGAGUUGA
Molecule: messenger RNA, 744 nt
Organism: Gaeumannomyces tritici R3-111a-1
Lineage: Eukaryota; Fungi; Ascomycota; Sordariomycetes; Magnaporthales; Magnaporthaceae
Exons: 2
Coding region: 1-744 (247 amino acids)
Source: RefSeq, a predicted model, not a curated record